Messenger RNA from Hyaloscypha bicolor E, 1743 nucleotides. RefSeq lists its product as uncharacterized. NCBI's taxonomy places the organism in Eukaryota, Fungi, Ascomycota, Leotiomycetes, Helotiales, Hyaloscyphaceae. The coding region runs from base 1 to 1743 and encodes 580 amino acids. The record is from RefSeq and is a predicted model, not a curated record. The transcript has 3 exons.
AUGAGUCCAACCUUUCGGAUACAUGAGGCUGUUGAUGAAUCUCAUCUUGGAGCUGAUGCCUUGACACCCCUCCGUGAUAUUGUCGACGACACUAGGUCUGACCUGACUUGUAGACGUAUCUCGCAAUGGCUUGCAAGAUGCGUAGAGCAUCAUGAUACUUGCAAGGCUAAAGCUAACUUCACCCCUACUCGGGUAAUAGCCGUGGGGUCUUCGGGUGAUAAUCAACGCUUAGACGGGGUCGUUAUAACCAACACAUGGAACUUCCAGAGACACUGCAUAAGCAUCGUACUCAAUUCCUUGGCUGCCACCAUUCAGGACGCAAUAUUUGUCUGCCGUGGUCUAGGCAUCCACUUUCUUUGGGUUGACGCACUCUGCAUUAUUCAAGAUGACGGCAACGAUUGGCUGCGGGAAUCGGCGCGUAUGCGGCUUGUGUAUUCGAACGCGUAUUUGACUAUUGUCGCCCACAACGCCGCAUCAUCUAAGGAAGGGUUCUUGGGCAAGCAAUUCUUUGGACAACCAAGUUGGCAGAGGCGAUUUUGUAGCAAUCGUGCGCGAUUACAACGGAAAUACCACUUACGAGUUGGAAUCGUGCCUUUCAGUCUCGAGAUGUGGCAAGAGUUCUCCAAGGUCGAAGAACGGGGUUGGACUUUGCAAGAGUGCAUUCUCUCUCCACGCCUUGUACACUUCACAGGCUUAGAACUGGUAUGGGAGUGUGAGCAAGGGCCAUCUCUCUGCGAAUGUGGGCAUAUGAUGGCGUGCGGGGCGGCAGGCCAACCGACCAAAACUCAGUUCUCACAGUAUGGGAUAGAUAACAUUACAAAUCAGAGUUGGAUGAGGUUGGUUGGGGAUUUCACAAGCCGCAAUCUCUCACGCCAAUCUGACAGGCUAAUAGCAUUGUCGGGGCUGGCGGAGAUGGUUUACGCCAGGACCAACAAGACACGCACUUAUUUGGCAGGCCUGUGGAGCUCGAAUCUUCAAGAACAGCUUCUCUGGCAUUCGUACAACACCCAGCGAUCCCGCCCGUCACCACCGACUGCUCCGAGCUGGUCUUGGGCUUCACUUGGCACCCCCAUCAUGUGGGAGGGUCCCUGGAUGGAACUUGGUCUCUCACAAGUCGAAGUUCACUACGACGAGUGCUUCUGCAAUCUCCUCGUCCAGAGCAAUGCUUUCGGAGCGGUCACUUCGGGGGAGCUCGCAAUAGAAGGCUUCGUCCAGGCGGUUUGUGUAGUUACUGUCGAAGCACCAAACAGCGCAAGCUCAGAUGCGCAAGAAAGUGGUCUCACGUUCCUUGGAGCGCCGAAUGGCGUGAGGAUAUUUGUCUUCUCUGAUUUGAGUCACGCCAUAGAUAUCCAGAGCGCAAACCCUCGUGCGCAGUGCUGGCGAGGGCAUUGUUCCUCGGAUGGCGAUGGAUGGUGCGGCAAGUGCAGACUAUCGCCAGAGAAAUGGCAGGAGGGAAGAUAUUAUUGUCUCCAAGUCGUAGCGAACCCAAUCGUGGGUAUAACCGUGGGUACUAACUUUUCGGGAGGACCCCCCAUUGAAGAGCUUCAAUUCUACUUCUUGUUACUGGAACGGUUUUCAGGUUCUGAGGAUAUCUUUGAACGGGUUGGAAUGGCGGGGUCUGAGUGUAUCGAUCCCCGCUCUUGGGGGCUUUCUCAGCGAUCAAAGUCACGAAAGGAUAAGAGCGGGGAAGAUAUUCUGCCCUUCUUCCCGGAUGCAGAGUGGAAGAAAAUCCGGAUUGUCUAA